Tigriopus californicus is the source of this 5175-nucleotide messenger RNA. Its product is annotated as von Willebrand factor D and EGF domain-containing protein-like. The record is from RefSeq and is a predicted model, not a curated record. Gene Ontology annotation, biological process: establishment or maintenance of epithelial cell apical/basal polarity; heterophilic cell-cell adhesion. Gene Ontology annotation, molecular function: calcium ion binding. NCBI's taxonomy places the organism in Eukaryota, Metazoa, Arthropoda, Copepoda, Harpacticoida, Harpacticidae. Gene Ontology annotation, cellular component: plasma membrane; protein-containing complex.
UAAUUCAUCAUUUCAUUUGGCUGAAAAUCAUUACCGACAAACCAAACUAAUUUGACGAAAAUCAUAAACUAUUUUUCAACCCCUAAUGAUAAUGCUUCGCCUUUUUCGUUGUGCAAUAUGCUCCAUUUGACGAAUGUUGAUAUGAUCCAAUACUCUGUUCCAGAUGGUUGCGAUCCACGAGUGUAUCGAGUGUUGGAUGAUCACCGUCGAUCAGUCAACUAUGAGGUGUCCAAUUUUGAGAAUCCCCUCUGUGACGAUCUGUUACCCUAUGGAUGGUAUCGCUUUCUCUCCUAUGGCUUACCUCGAGAAAUGGCCACGGAAUGUCCAGCCGGAAAUGCCUGUGGCACUCAAGCACAAGUGUGGAUCAAUGUGGGAACCAAUGUGCUAAAUACGGGGAACAUCACUGUAGACGCUUGUGUCAGCUGGGGUUUCCACGAACAAGAUGUUGCACGCAAUGCCAAGGACAACCUAGCCGAUUGUUGUUUGUUUACAUUACCAGUCUCGAUCCAGAAUUGUAAUGGGUUCAAUGUGUAUUACUUGGGCCCAACGCAAGCUUGUUCCAUUGCGUAUUGCUCGGCUUCGGUACCGAUUGACCUGCAUCACAUCCAGUGGGGCAACAGGGUCAUCUGCCGAAGCAAGCCUUUUCAAACUGGUUUGUCCUUAGAUAAAACCAAAUUGGACCUAACCAACCACGGAGGCAUGCACGUGUUGGUCUUUGAACAACAUUUUCCACUGAUUUGCGGAACAACUUCAAAUCUAACGCAAUGUCAUUUAGAAAUUAAUGUUCAGGAAAAGAGCGAAGACAAUAUGAAUGUUAUCAAGUUCCAAAGUUGCACAAUCGCCAUCAAAGAUGCCGACGUUUGCUCCAUAAUUGGCGAGCGCAACCACUGCAAUCGCGUAUCCAUUCAGUUCCAAGUAUCAGACUCCCUGGACUUUUGGUCCAAAAAGAUUCUUCGAGGAGCCCUUCACAUUCAGGCCCGUUCCACUUUAAAUGGAUCCAAAGUCGAGACCUUUAACGUUCCAUAUAAGAUUCACAUCACACCUGGACAGGCUUGCCAUCUGUUCACUUUGGGCCAUUUGGUCACUUUAGAUCAGAAACUAAUCGCCAUAAAAGAGCUAUCGGCCGAAUUGGAACGCUUAGACUCGAGAACUAUUGGAAUCAAGAAGGUUUCCAUAAGACAGUUCCAAGAAUUGGUGAGCAUCGAACUGAGAUUUGGCACGUUGUCUGUCUCAGGAAUGAAAUACUCAUUAAAGCACCUCAUGGUUAAGCAAGCUCACCACAAGCAUUCCUUGUGGGUGCUAUCCUCAAGUCAAAGGAUCAUCCGGAUUAAUUGGGGCCAUGGUCUUUUAUCCAUCUCCUUGAUGGGUUUAGCUGGAGAUUUCUCUUCAUCUGAUGGCUUGUGCCAGAUCGAAUUCUCAUCUGACAGCUUGGAAUUUCGUGUUCCCAAUUUCUCUAGUUUAUCGCGCUUGAACACUCCAGAGCAAAAUCAAGUAGUCACUUGUGCUGAUCAAGUGGAUAAGCCUCAAAAUCUGUCAGAUCUGACCUUUAUGCGCUUGGAACAACCAGGCGAGCAAAUUUUUGUUCCACAGGAUGAUUACUCUAAAGCUUUUGUUCCGGACAAUCAAGACGAGAUUCGAGAUUUAUGCACAAAUACAAUUGUCAAUUCAUCGCUGGCAAAAGCUUGCGGGCCUUUUUUCACUGAAGACAUAAUGAUUCCCAUUAAAAUUUGUAUCUCAGAUAUGAAUGUCACCAAAUCGCAACGCUUCAUAAAAGCCACCCUUCCACUGAUUGAGAACCAAUGUGAGUUAUCUUUAGCCUUGGCAUCAAAGCUGAUGAUCCCCCCGGAUUUAAGAGAUGCAUUUGCUUGUUCCCAUCCCUGCCUUCACAAAGAUUUUUGUCUUCCCACUAAUUGUGCUACGAAACCAGAAAUUGAGCAUCAAUAUUGUGACUUGCGUCAAAAGAUGUGUCCAAUAAACGAGAGUGUGGAACCAAGUGGAACACAAUGUACCUUGCGAUAUGGUUCCGCAAACAAAGCCGUGCCCUUUGAAAUGCCAGUAGUUGUUCGACAGAAUCGAUCGUAUUGCAAGAUAACCAAUUCAGUGGAAGAACGAUUCCCGUGCUUGGAUUGCUCUCCGACCAAAGGAUGUCAAUUGAACAAGAACAUUUGCAUUUUCCAAGAGAAGUGUUUUCCAAUUGGCUCAAAUCAUCCAGAAGAUCGAUGUUUGAUUUGCUCGGAUAAUGGCAAAUGGAUUACCAGAAACGCAUCAGAAGUGAAAAAACGAGAAUUUCACAUCCUGAAUGGAGAUCGAUGGUUCUACAGGGUUCGCGGAGAGGUCCAGAAGAUUGUGACAGCCCCAGAGUCUUUGAGCCUCGUAGAUGGGAACAUUUUGGAAUGGACAGCCCCUACUUCUGGCCCUAAUAGUUCUCAGGUUAUUAUCCUUGAAAUGAACCCCCGUUGUGGAGAGGUCAAUCUCCAGGAAUUCAUCAUCAGAACCGUUCGUUGUGAUUGUCAGCAUGGAGGCAAAUGUGUGUCCACUUCAACAGACUUUGAAUGUCUCUGCCCGAAAGGCUGGAAAGGUGUGGAAUGCCAUGAAAUACCAAACGGAUUCCUGUGCGAUUCUUGCCCUCCCGGAUUCACUGGAAAUGGGAUCAAAUGUACUGAAGUAGACCCAUGCUCCCCCAGCCCUUGUUUCCCGGGAGUGGAUUGCUUCAAAGACCAAUCCGGAGGCUUUUCUUGCGGUUCAUGUCCAUAUCGCAUGAGUGGAAACGGCAGGAUAUGUCAACCGUUUAGUCCGUGCGAUUCAGAUCCUUGUUAUCCUGGAGUGGCUUGCUUUCCCUUGGGAGAUAACUUUGUGUGUGCCAAUUGUCCUCCUCUCCUCACAGGGGAUGGUAUCAACUGUACCAAGAUACUCGAUGAUUCAAACCUGUGCCACUUUGAGGCCACCAAUCCGUGUUUUGAGAAGUCAAUGUGCUACCAAAGUGACGGCCAAGCUCUCUGUAAAGCAUGUCCAGAUGGUUACAAGGGUGAUGGGAUCCAUUGCCAAGCUGUUUCUUUCAACAAAUGUGAGGUGGAAAAUCCCUGCCACCCGGCCUCAACCUGCCUCUAUGUGAAUGGAAUCCUAACAUGUGGUCCUUGUCCAGACAACAUGACUGGCAACGGGAAAGUUUGCCAUUGGGUUGAUCCCUGUUACUCUCAGCCUUGUUUUGAGGGCGUUAAUUGUACUCCAGAUGCUAGACUCAGUCAGGGAUAUUUGUGUGGCCCAUGCCCAAUUGGAAUGACGGGAAACGGAACACAAUGCGAGACGAUUCGGGAUUAUUGUAACCCAAAUCCAUGUUUUGCCAAUCUGACAUGUUCUGUCAAGGCCAAAGGAUUUGAGUGUGGUCCAUGCCCGAUGGGAAUGAUAGGAAAUGGAUUAGUUUGUCAACACCAAAACCAAAACGAUCCUUGCUCACCCUCGCCAUGCUACCCAAAUGUCAAAUGUCUCAGUGAUGGUGAGAAUAACUUCACUUGCGGUAUGUGCCCCCCUGGGUUUGUUGGAAACGGGAUAAAUUGUACACCCGUUGAUCCUUGCCAUCCCAACCCUUGUUACCCAGGGGUAAAAUGCCGCAGUGUAGAGAACUCAAACCGCUCUCAUACCUGUGGUCCGUGUCCGUGGGGACUUUACGGAGAUGGCGAGGAGUGUAAAGACCCCCCGAACCAUUGCCAAUCUAACCCCUGUUAUCCAGGAGUGCAGUGCUUUAACUACCCGGACAAGUUCAAAUGCGGCAAUUGCCCUGCAAGUUUGACUGGGAACGGCAUCAAAUGCACUUCCAUAUUGGAUCCUUGCCAACCCAACCCUUGUUUCGAAGGUGUCGAUUGUGUUAGGGUCUGGGAAGGAAGACACGCCGUGUUUUCAUGUGGGCUUUGUCCUGACGGAAUGAUUGGAAACGGGAUUUUCUGCUACGUUACGGAUCCGUGCUCUCCCAACCCUUGUCAUCAUGGAUCACAAUGCAUUCCUAAGUUCGACCAACAAUCCUAUGAAUGUGGCCCAUGUCCAACCGGAUUGGUUGCUGAUGGUAAAUUGUGCCGUAAACCGUUCCAUCCGUGUGAAUCUAACCCGUGUUAUCCUGGGGUGGACUGUGGGGAGAAAAAUGGGACAUUCACUUGUGGAACUUGUCCCAAUGGAAUGAGUGGGGAUGGAAUCAAUUGCCAUGGUUUUUCAGUGAUUCCAUGUCCAGAAGGAACUAACUGUUUUAGCGGAGUUGACGAGUGUCUUUUGACUGAUGACGGCAAAGUGGUGUGUGGGUCAUGUCCGGUUGGUUUCAUUGGAGAUGGCUUAGCUUGUGAACCAAUUUGCGACCCAAAGUGUAAAAUUGGUUUUGAGUGCAUUGCACCUAAUAGGUGCUCAGCUUUGUGUAACCCACCAUGCGCAAACGGUGGAGAAUGUAUGGACGAUGGGACCUGCUUUUGUCCCACGGGAUUUUUUGGAGAUUGGUGCCAAUUUAGAGAGGUUGCGUCAAUUCAAAAGCGCAAGAAGUUACUCGAAUGCACCGAUAAGCAAUGUUUGAAGAGAUCCAUGAAGGAGGAUUGCAAUUUGAUGGGCUGCGCGAACGGAGGAACGUGCUUGUCGGUUUCGGGAACAUGUGCGUGUAAAAUUGGUUCUUAUGGUUCGCUAUGCCAAAAUAUCAAGGCCUUUGAAGGUCCAAUGGCAGUAAUCAAACGGCAAAAACCGUAUUGCAAGAGAAAAUGUCAAAAUGGCGGAGUGUGUAUAGAAAACAAUCGUUGUUCAUGCCCGACGGGGUAUAGAGGAAGAUUUUGCCAUAAACCAAAAUGCACUGGUGGUUGUCGCAAUGGAGGAAAAUGCAUCAAGCCCGAAUUGUGUGAAUGUGCCCAAGGAUUCAAUGGAAAAAACUGCAAGCAAGGUGUUUGUAAGCCUAAAUGCAAAAAUGGUGGCUUUUGCAAGAAAUCAGGAAAAUGCCGUUGCCAGCAUGGCUUUCGUGGAAGAUAUUGUCAGCUCACAAGAUUGAAUCAUGGCUAGUUGAAUGAAAAGAAUUCAAAUCCAAUCGGAAUUGAACCAAAGACAAUCACAACUGGGUAUCUCAAUGCAGUACGCGUUUCCUCCUGAAAGACAAAGUCAAAAACUCAUUUUCUUGAACUCAAAUAAACAACCAUUUUAUUUCUUGCUAACCAAUCA